GCGCCCCGCACGGCCCCAUGGUGGAGCACGCGGUCGUGGAUUGCUCUCAGGCGAGCGCUAUGCAAACCCUUCCAUUGCAGCCGCAUCGCGAAGCUGAUGACGAUCAGCUCGCUGAUGAAUACGUACAGAACUUUGAGCUGGACCAUCUCGAAGAUCACAACCUGGUGAAACGUGAGCCGCUUCGUGGCGGAGCGUACGAAUUGAUACAAACGCCGCCGGCAUGUGCUCGUGCUCUCCGACCCUGGCCUGAUGCGGGACCGUAUCCACAACCGCAUGUAGCUAUCGCUGUUGAUCCCAGUACACCUCCUGAAACCCCUCCGGCGACGAUUGGCCGUAGUCCAUGUCGUGCCGCCCUAGUUGACGAUGUACUCUGGCUACCACAUAUGAGAGAGCCUCUUGACAUGCGUACAGUGCCGUGUGGAAGUUUUGAAGAAUGGGACAGGCGCGAGUGGAGAGAACAAGAUCAUUACGGACAACAAGUCGCACUGCGCCCAGCUAGUUCUUGUUCGGCAAUGUCUCCUCGCAACGGACCGCAUCCAUCAUAUCAGCCAUCCUCUUGCGGGGACGAUUUGAUUAGUGACGAUCUACUGAUGACCUUAAGCGUGCGUGAGCUGAAUAAGAGAUUGCACGGUUUCCCACGAGAAGAUGUAACGCGCCUAAAACAGAAAAGACGCACUCUUAAAAACCGCGGGUACGCGCAGAACUGUCGCAGUAAGAGAUUGCAGCAGCGGCAAGAGUUGGAAAUGACGAAUAGAACGCUGCAAGAUGAGCUCCACGUGCUGCAGCUGCAGGUUGCCCGUGUGACGCACGAACGGGACGUGUUGAAGCAGCGGCUAGCGCUGAUGGGACGAGAGCAUGCUGUGCCACAGCACGCGCCGCCGACGCCGCACUCUUCACCAGAGUUCUUCUCGGAGCUGUGA
Bombyx mandarina (wild silkworm) is the source of this 920-nucleotide messenger RNA. RefSeq lists its product as uncharacterized. Gene Ontology annotation, cellular component: nucleus. Gene Ontology annotation, biological process: regulation of transcription by RNA polymerase II. Lineage: Eukaryota; Metazoa; Arthropoda; Insecta; Lepidoptera; Bombycidae. Gene Ontology annotation, molecular function: RNA polymerase II cis-regulatory region sequence-specific DNA binding; DNA-binding transcription factor activity, RNA polymerase II-specific. The record is from RefSeq and is a predicted model, not a curated record.